ACGAGGUCAUUCUAGUAAAUGUUUGAGCAACCAUUUAGCAAUGGAUGGCAUGAGCACUUUUUCACCGGCUAGCACACAGAUUUCAGGGAUCUAUAUGUGCGAGCUCAGAAAACGAUAGCCUUGAACUGCUCAGUCUUUAUAGUUAGUCAUUACCUCCUUUAAGAAAGACAAAGACUUUCUGUAGAUUCAGUUAACGUUUCUCCUCCGAAACAGUUUUCAUAAUAAAAAUUACUAAGUCAUGCGAGCUGAUGUGUAGGUCAUCGUCCUAAAAAGGUUACGCUUGGCUGGCAGCCACUGGAGACAAUUCGGUCGCACUGGAGCACCAGGGCAGCGAGCUCGGUCAACUGGCCUUGGCGCCGCCAAAUCCGAUUACAGCGGAUAAUCAUCAUCAACAUCAUAUACAAACUACAACUAGUAACAAGCUGCAGAGACACGGCGAAAAGCGAGUCACGUUCCGCGAGCAUCCCGUUGAAUUGGCCCAGUCAAGCUCAGACUCGUGCGACGUCUGCUUUUCCACUUACUUUGUGGUCGAUCCUUACGAGCAACGCACACCCUCUGCUCAUCAACAGCAAGAAGAAGAAGAAGAAGAGGAGGACGGAUUCAGACCUAGCCAAAAUUGUCAGCAGCACAGCCCUUACCAGGAAGAGGAAGAGGUGCAUCAGGAAGUGGUUCAGCACGAGCCCGGCUGUGCCAUCGCUGUGGCCAUGGAUAAAGACGCUUCUGGCAAUCCCCGGGUUGCCGGCUGCUACAGAGCUUACGAGGGUCUCAAGAACGCCAAUAAUGGAAACACGUCUUCGCUCAAACGUCCGAAUAAUGUUACGGCGGGUCCUGGAAUCGAUCACGUGCCCAGUUGCAAAGCCGUGCAGAUGCAGACUGGCCAGGUUCGUUGCCUUUGCUUCGGUGGCGCUCCUGACAAAGCCAGUCGGCACUCAUUCCUCAAAGGCUUCCUCAUUAACCUCGCCAUUUGUGCACUGCUAGUACUUUAUACUUUAGUUGGUAGUUUCAUCUUCUUGUAUCUGGAGCGUUCCGAGGAAUCUCCCGACCAUCAGAUGCUAGCAGCGACCAUUCCAGGCUCUGGCAGAGUUAAUAUAAAAAACUCCACUUGGCUUAACCGGAUAAACGCAGCAAGAACUUUGACUGUUGAAAAUUUAUGGAUCACGACAGAAAAAUUAAACAUAUUAUACCGUGAAAAUUGGACGAGACUAGCAAACGAAGAAUUGACUCGCUUUCAAGAGCAGGUGGUAAGAACGUUGACGGACAGUUUAGGGGAGCAAAUACCACCCAUGCAUGCAGGCACCAGUGGCAACAGUGACGAUGUCAUCGGUGAAAAAAUAGUCAAAUACGAGUGGAAUUUCGCUCGGGCUUUUCUUUACUCGCUGACUGUUCUCACAACAAUUGGUUACGGUAGCAUAGCUCCACGUUCAUCGGUUGGAAAGCUUGUAACCAUGGGCUACGCAUUCGUUGGCAUACCUUUGACAUUGAUUUAUCUUUCGUCAGCUGGGGGUCUACUUUCCCGAUGCGCUCGUGGUGUAUUCACGCGGGCCCUGUGCUGCUGCCUUUGUUCAAAUUGCGGGUACUGUUGUUAUGAUGAGAGGCGAAUGGAGGAAAAAGAACGCCGAAUGAGGAAAAGGCGUCAGCAAGAAGAGCAGCAACUGCAGUUGCAAGAACCCUUUUACGUGAGAGCCAAUGCGUCGCAGUAUCCAAGUUCGGUAGAAAUUAAAACCAGUCCCAAAGAUGAGGUAUUAAGUCUAAGCUCUGGUGACCGACCUAAUGUCACCAUACUGGCACCUAUUAGUAUUUGUCUCGGCGCUAUGUUUCUGUACAUUGCCGCCGGUGCUUUCACGCUCCAUAAACUCGAAGGCUGGUCUUUCGUGGAUGCAAGCUACUUUUGUUUUAUGAGCUUGAGCACGAUCGGUUUCGGUGAAUUGGUACCAGGCUCUUAUCCGAUUCUGCCGAAAAAAAACAGCCAAGAGCGCAAUGCAACUGUGUGGUUCUGCUCUUGCUAUAUAAUGUGGGGAAUGGCACUCACAGCCAUGUGCUUCAACAUACUGCACGAUGAAAUUGUACACCGGUUAUCACAUCAGCACGAUAAGCUGAGUAGCGUUGCCGGCAGUGCCAGAGGAACCAUCGGUAACAAUAGUGACCCUGUCAAGUCGAGCACUAUUAGUGUUCAAGAUGAAAUGUCAGCCGCCCACGACCCCUACGCUAUUAACUCGUGACAAUUUCCUGCCACUAAUCAUUACGGCUGGAGUGCAUCUCAACAGCAGCAACAACAACUUCAGCAGCAGCGUAGCAUUAUUACCGAGGAGAACAUCUGCUUAAAUGAUCCUCCAGGCAUGUUUGAAAAUGAGAUCAAUAUAUUAAAAGACUCAUUCAACCAGGUGGAUGUAACUCGCGAUUGUAAGCCAAUACUUAAUUUAGAGGACCAUCUACGUCCGGUUCCUCCACCUGCGGUCUAUACUCUUCCCGAACUCGAUGAGGAGCUUGAUGAAGAAAAUACCGAAAUGUAAAUUAAUCAAGCGCUUACGGUCCUGCUUUUUUUCUUAUCAUUUUGACUUUAAAAUUUUUUAAUUGAAAAUUAAUAGAGUGAAUGAGUACUUUUAGUUCACAGGUACAGGCAUAGAUUUUAAUGCCUUAUUAUUAAGUAUUAAGAAAUCACUCAUUAUUAUGUUUAAAUUAUUUUGUAUAUGUCAUGUAUAUUUUAAUCUGAGGAAAGUCAUCUCUACAGUGAUUUAUAAAAAAAAAGGUACUCUCAAAUGAUUUAUUUAUCAAAUAAAGUUAAAAACUUGUAUCGAAUCCCGAAAAACAAAGAAGAAGAAAGACGCAAGAUCUUGAUCGGAAAUAUGUAAGAAAAACGAAAUAUUUUUUGUGUACAGGUAUCGUAGGGUGCAGCAAAAAACCCCUAUUUUUUAAAAUCGCUUUGUAAUAGUAUGAAAAGUUAUUCUUUUGACAUAAAAAGAAGGUAGCCUAAAGCUGAUCACUGACAAUUAGGUUUUUCAACCUGACCAACGAAAAAAUGCUGUAUUUUACUCUUUUAAAAUUUCAAUUUAAAUAUGUUAAACAAGAAGAGUUUGUGGGUCAGGAGUCCAAAUUUGGCUCUGUCUAUUCCUCUGGGCGUUAGCGUUAAGCCAUUUUUUAAAGAUUUUUCCUUUUUUUAGUCUUAAUUUUGAUUAGCUGCCAUCGAUUGAUUAGUAUUUGUUUACUAAAUCGGAUUCGGGAGCAACGAAUCCCUUUAUUUUGAGUGUAUUUUUUUGCGGGGUUAAACGCAAGGUCCAUACGCAAAGCUCGGACUGCCUCAACAAUAUAUCAUUCAAUGACCACUAUUUUUCACUAAUAUUAUAUUCGGUUCUAAUAGUCUUAUUGAGACGAAUAAAAAAGGGAAAUCUUUGUCUUUUUGUGUAAAAUUAGAUGAAAUAGAAUUGAUUCUGUAAAUAUUUAGGAGUUAUAUAGUUAGGAGUUAUAGCCAUAUAAAAAGUUAUUUUGAUUUGAUUUUUUUUAGUUUAAAGAUGCCUAAUGUUUACCUCGUGCAGAAUUUUUUGAGACCAUAUUAAAUCUUCGCCGCUUUAACUCGCUUUAACAAAGAGAUUCAUGGCUCCCGAAUACGAUUUAGUCAAAAAAUGACUAUGAUCAUCUAAUCAGCUAAUGAUCAGCUAAUCAAUGUUAAGAGUAAAAUAAAGUAAAUUUCUUUUAAAAAAUGGCCUAAAAUACGUCCGGAAGAAUAUCCAGAGCCAAAUUUUGACUCUUGACCCAUAAACUUUUGUUCUGUAACACAUUUUUCUGCCCUUCCAAUGGGUAAAAAAAUUAGAUAGGUGAUUAUUAAUAUAUUCGCUCAAAACGCGGUUAAAAGACGGAAAAUUGUGAAAAUGAGUAAAAAACAGCAUUUUUUCGCUGGUUGGGGUGGAAAAACUUGUUUGUCAGUGAUCCGCUUUAGGCUCCUUUCUUUUUAUGGUAAAAGAAUAACUUUUCACACUAUUAUAAAGCAAUUUUUAAUAAUAGGUGUUUUUGUAUAGUAGUAUGUCUAUACAUUAAAUGUCUAAUGUGUUAUUUUUCAAAAUUGAGUUUUUGAAAAAGAUAUCUAAUAUGGUUAGUAUAUCAUGAAAAAUUAUCUCCAGAGCAGUUAAAACUUUGAAAAAACUUAACCCGUGCAACCAAAUCAAAGUAUGUUUUCUAGAAUAAAAACUAGUUUUUCGAUGAAUGCAGCAUCAUUUUGUUACCAGCACUGGAUGAUAUGCUAGUGUAAAAAUUUAAUACGUCCAAAAGCGCUUUUUGAUAAAAAAAUAAUGUUUUUAUUAAUAAAAAAAUCGAAUAAACAUGAAAAUAUUGACCUCUUAUUAUAAAAUUCUGGUAAAAGUCGUAAUACGAUUACUAUGCAUAAAAUAGGAAAAACAAUAAAAAUAAAAAAGACUACAAAAAUCUUAUAUUCGUUUGUUUUUCGAUAUUCAAAGCAGUAAAGCAAUAUUUUUGGGCAUUGAGAAGCUUCUUUAAUGUAUCCAACUUAUCAAACUAGUAUAUUAAGCAACUUUUUACGGUUUCCUGAAAUGAAUUUUUUGCUCUGGUUUCACAACUUGACAUUUUUCAAAGUUGAAAACUCUCUGGUCAUGGUAUUUUAUGCAAAAAAUGUACUCUGCUAAAAAAUCAACUUUGAAAAAUAAGGGAUACCUUAAUGUGUAAGAGUGUUAGAUAUUUGGCUACCGACUAGUGCAUCUGAAAUUAUUCAUCGAUUUUUUUAAAGCAAAUACGGGUAAAGUUACUUGUCAUGAAUUUUGUUUUUUUAUUUUUUCUCAUUAUUACUACUUUUAUUUCCUAUUUCUUUGUGGACAAGUAUAAGCAAUCUUAAUGUACAUUAAAGUUACAUCACUCUCCUUGGUGAGAUGAAAUAAAAGUACCAGUGUACACAUCUGCAUUUAAUGUAUUCGAAACUUUUUGAUAAUAAAAAGAUAAGUGCGUGAGUACCAUUGUAAAAGUAAUUAUGUGUGUUUUUCAGAUGGUUGAGAAAUCUCCAGACCUCUGAGUAAGAAUCUCUAAAUUAAUGUACAUAAAUGUAAUACGUAUGAAUGUGAAAAUAGGAUUUGUUCAUUUGGUUUUACGUGGGUGAUGAUCAAUUAACAUAAGUGAAAUUAAAUACAUGCCUAUUAUUUUUUGAUUUAACCGGUAAUAAAAAAAAAAUAUAAUCGGGGUGAUGAUAUGAAAAACUAUGGUCCCAAAUUAUAUUUCAUCGUAUUUUGGAAAAUUGUCCAAAAUUAUGUGUUCGACCGAGCUGAUAUUGAUAACAGCAAAGUGUUUAAAAAUUAAGUUAUGUAUUUUUUGUAAAUAUCAAAAGUUAUCGCUAUCAUUAGAAAUUUAGCCAAAAAUCAUAAAUAAAAAUCAUUAUAAAUAUAUUUAGAAACUAAAUUAAUACACUAAUAUAUGCUCAUUGUUUUUUACCAAAGCUGUAUCUAUCAUAACAUUUUCUAAUAUCUAUAAUAAAAUCCUAAUGGUGUAUCUUGCAUGUACGUGUCCUGAGUAGAUAAUUGAGAAAACUGUUUAAAUGUAUGCAUCAUGUGACAUUUUUAUUAAAAUUCUAGAAAAAAUUUCUUGUUAGCAGGGUUUUGAAUUUUUCAUGAGAUUUUUAUACUAAUUAUGAAAUACACGAUGUUCGUGUAUAUAAUAAAAAUAUUUUAACACUUACCUCUUUCUAUGUGGCAAGUGUGCGAGAGAGAGAGAGAGAGAGAGAGAGAGAGAUGGCGAGUGAGAAAUAAUUCUAAGAUUAUUUAAAAUCUGUGUAAUAUCAUUCAGGGUGUUCUGCUACAAAUUAUUAUCCACUCAUGAGCGUUAAAAGAUUUUUUCCGAAUCAAUCUAAAAGUAUGUUUGCAUUAUACACGAGAGCGUAAGGUCAAUUGAAGUACUGGAAUCAAUAUGAAACGUCAAAAAUUUAUUUUCCAUUAGAAAUAAUACUUGAAACUUUAGGUGGUAUGUAUUUGUGAUUUUAUUAACUGGAUAGUUUCAAUUACAAGCCAGUAAAUUAUAGAUCAUUGUUAGAAUGAAUUCAAGUUUAGUCGCUUAUUAAAAAUUUUGAUUUAUCCUGAAACUCUUACAAAAGUAAUCAACACCUUAAAACUUGUUCUGUCUAAACGACAAUACAAUAAUGAAAUUUACAGUUAAAAAACUCUUCGAGUGCGUAUUUACUUAUUACUUUGUUUUCAGUUUAAACCGCAGAUAAAGUGAUAACGUUCAUACAUGUUAUGUACACACAAUGAUAUGAACUAUGAAUGGGUACGGAAGGUUUAGCGAAGCCGAGCUUGACAAAAUAUUUUGAAGCAGAAAUAUCAGGAGCAUAAAUAAAAAAUCUCGCAUGUUUUCGAUUCAGGCGUGAUGGUUAUUCGUUAAACGUAUUCUUACAUAUACGUGUAAAAAUAUAUACGCAUAUAUAAUAAUAAUAUACAUACGUAAAGAAUUAUAUAUACUCGUGUGAUUAAUAUUGCGCGCUUGAGAAGGAUGAUGCGUAUGAUAAUUUUGCUAACUUGUAUAUAAGAAUUAUCUCAAGUACAUUUAAGUUAAUACGUGAAUGAGCAAAAAAUAAAAAUAAAAUAAAUCAAAGUCCUGAUGUAAAAUACUAUAUUGUAUACACGUCUGUAUAAUCGUUAAUCGAGUAAUGUAAAUCUCAAAAUAUGAUAAAUAAAUGAAAAAACUUGG
Molecule: messenger RNA, 6672 nt
Organism: Trichogramma pretiosum
Lineage: Eukaryota; Metazoa; Arthropoda; Insecta; Hymenoptera; Trichogrammatidae
Product: TWiK family of potassium channels protein 7-like
Exons: 5
Coding region: 705-2219 (504 amino acids)
Biological process (GO): stabilization of membrane potential; potassium ion transmembrane transport
Cellular component (GO): membrane
Molecular function (GO): potassium ion leak channel activity
Source: RefSeq, a predicted model, not a curated record